AUGAAAGUAGUGCAGUGGCUUCUACCGGUGGCUGUGGCCUGGUGGUUGCGACAAGGCGGUGCUCACACCAUGGCCGGAGAUUGCGCAACCAAGUGUGGGGACGUGGACGUACCUUAUCCGUUCGGGCUCGAACUCCAUUGUGCAAGGUCCCAAGAAUUUUUCCUCAAUUGCACCACUGAAGGGAACCAUACACAACUACUUGGUGCCAAUGGGGGGAAUAUUCCGAUACGCAAUAUCUCGGUCGAGGAUGCAACCAUGGUCGUCAGUGUCCCCGAAGCAUACACCUGUUACGACCCAGACGGCCAGGCAACAGUCAGCCGUGAAGUGGCCCUCGACCUAUCUUCAUAUCCACCGUACAGAUUUUCGGACACCCGGAACAAGCUCACCGUCCUCGGCUGCAACACCUAUGCGUUCAUGUCCGACCGAGAUGGGACGUUUGUGAGCGGGUGCCGCACCAACUGCAACCACAGCAUCGACUGGGCUAAUGAUACCACUUGCUCCGGUCUCGGUUGCUGUCAAACAUCCAUCCCGAAGAGCUCGAAUGGGCUUAAGAUUCUUGACAUUAGGAUCAGAAGCCUCGACGGGGAAGACAAGGAAGCCUGUGGACUGGCCUUCGUGGUGGACGAUAGGUCAUUCAAUAUAUCCAACAGGAAAUUCCCGACCCUGAAGGAAGUAGGAAAAAGUUCGGACCUAGUUCUGGACUGGAUGGUCGAAUGGGACGUGACUUGCAAAAACGUCAGCUUGAAACAGUCGGGCUAUGCCUGUGGCAACAACACGGACUGCCAUGACUUCCCGAAUGGACCGGGUUAUCGCUGCUCAUGCAAGCCUGGGUACAACGGGAAUCCCUAUAAUCGCUCCCACGGUUGUCAAGACAUCAAUGAGUGCAAGGAGCCACAAGUAUACCCAUGUCAUGGAAAGUGUAGGAAUAAGCUCGGGAACUACACAUGCGAUUGCUCAUUUGGAAAGAUGGGCGAUGGUAAAGUCAGUUGCCAAAUUGCUCAAUGGGUUGUGCUUGUUGCAGUGAUUAUUAUGGCCUUCUUCUUCAUAACAAUUAGUGCUUUAGUCUUUGUCACGUGGAGGAGGAGAAGCAAACAGAAAAACUUCAGGCGAAAUGGGGGAGAGCUCUUGAAACACCACAGAGUUCAAAUUUUUACGGAGGCAGAAUUGGCAAAAGCAACCAACAACUAUAAUGAUAGCAAUAAGCUUGGUGAGGGCGGUUUUGGUUCCGUCUAUAGAGCAACAGUAGCAGGGGGAACCAUGGUCGCAGUCAAGAAGCCUAAAGAUUUACACAAGUCUCUAGUAAAGGGAGAUUUCCAGCAUGAACUUGAAAUUGUGAUGCAAAUAAACCACAAAAAUGUGGUGAGGCUCCAUGGCAUUUGUUUGGAGACUAGAAUACCCUUGCUGGUUUAUGAAUACAUUUCGAAUGGUACCCUCUUUCAGCACAUCCAUCAGAAUGCGUCGACCAUCUUAAGAUCAUGGAAAAACCGGCUCAGAAUAGCCACUGAAGUUGCUAUUGCACUCGCGUAUAUGCAUUCCUGUGCAGAACCCCCAAUCAUUCACGGUGACAUCAAGUCAGUGAACAUACUUUUAGAUCAAAAUCACUCAGUAAAAGUGUCUGAUUUUGGAACUUCAGUGCUUAUAUCACCAGAGCAUAGUCAUAUAAUAGCCACUGAAAUUCAAGGCACAUUGGGCUACAUCGAUCCUGAAUAUUUAACCACUGGUAUGCUAACAAUUAAGAGUGAUGUAUACAGUUUUGGAGCUGUUGUCGUGGAGUUGCUCACAGGAAAGAAGCCUACAAGUUUUAUUACUAAGUCCGGAGAGUCAAUUAAUAUUAUCCAUUAUUUCAUCUCUUCCGUGAAGGAUAAGACGCUAUCUGAUGUCAUAAACUUUGAGGUAGCUAGUGAAGAUGAAAUGGAGAGAGUAGGAUUGGCUGCUGAGAUUGCAACGAAGUGCUUGGACCAAAGCGGUGCGAAGAGGCCAGUAAUGAUGGAAGUGGCUGAACAACUCACGAGGAUUAACCAAGAGCACAACAACUCUGUUGAAGAAGAAAAUAAAGAGACGGAAAGUGAGGUGGAUAAAGAAAACCUCUAGUCCCAUGCGACUUCAAUUACUGCCAGGAUGAGCCAAGGUGGGACGUCGGGCUCUCUUUUCUAUUCAGUAGGUUCCAGCAUCUGAUCGUUGGUUACUAGAGUGACAUGUCUAUUAAUUGUGCGUAACAACUUUUAGGGUUGAUUGUGUAUUCUCUAUGCGUGUGUUAUUAUUGCCAUUUGUUUUGGACUUAAAGUUGCGCAAGCAUUCAUGUAAGUUUGUCACAAUCUGUAUGAUAUAUGUGCAGCUUUGCACUAGACUUAUAGAAGGCCAGCAUGUGGCCAUUUUGACAUUAUCAGAA
Molecule: messenger RNA, 2389 nt
Organism: Eucalyptus grandis
Lineage: Eukaryota; Viridiplantae; Streptophyta; Magnoliopsida; Myrtales; Myrtaceae
Product: wall-associated receptor kinase 5
Exons: 3
Coding region: 1-2091 (696 amino acids)
Biological process (GO): protein phosphorylation; cell surface receptor signaling pathway
Cellular component (GO): plasma membrane
Molecular function (GO): polysaccharide binding; protein serine/threonine kinase activity; ATP binding
Source: RefSeq, a predicted model, not a curated record